Molecule: messenger RNA, 876 nt
Organism: Fulvia fulva
Lineage: Eukaryota; Fungi; Ascomycota; Dothideomycetes; Mycosphaerellales; Mycosphaerellaceae
Exons: 2
Coding region: 1-876 (291 amino acids)
Source: RefSeq, a predicted model, not a curated record
AUGAGAUGCUGUAAGGUACGCCACUCGCGAGACAGGAUUGUGCCUAAGCGAGCCGGCUGUGUUCGCAGCGCAUGUGCCCAACAAGAAGGCCCGGGGAGCUCGAGUCUCUCUUUCCUCCAUGCCACUUCCAUCCUUCGUCACCACAGACCUCACUUCAUCAAUCCAACUGCAUUCGAAAUCUCAAGAAGAGCUCGUUCUCCACAACUUGCCGCAGCAGCACCAUUCGCCAUGGCAUCAACCACAUCCGCCACGCAGAAGGUCUUGAGCAUCUGCGAACUCCUCGAGCUCGUGAUCUCCCAAGUACCGCCGCAACACAUCCGCAAGCUCAAACCAGUGUCGAAGCUGUGGUGCCACAUGAUCGAGGGCUCCCAAGCAAUCAAAAGAAGUCGGGUGCUGCACCCUGAGCGCUCAGAUGAGGAAGCCUGGGCGAACGAUGAUCUCGAGCGGUUCAAAGAUCAGGAGAGGCAGGAAUACGCAAUCUUGAUGGUUCAUAUCAGAUUAUGGGGCUGCCCGGCAGUGUCAUUUCAGCCCGAGCCUGAACUGCACGUCAAGCCAGUAUUUGAGGUGGUGAAGGACAUUUGCGGAGUCCAUAUUCUGCUGCCAGAUUCGUUGUCAGACAUGACCGCCGCAAAUCUGGAAGAGUACGUCACGGCGCCGCCCAUAAGUGCCAUUACUCUGGUCGCCGAGGAUUUGGACGGCCCAAGCCAUCUUUUGAGAGUCAAAAGCUACAACCAGGCAUCGGUCUUCCGGCAAGGUGGAGUCAACGUGAGAGAUCUUGUCGACGCCAAAGACGAUCUGCAGACAUCUCAGCAACGCCUGGACCUGGCGGAUCCGAUCUGGGGCGGGCGGGUUGUCGCACGCCUUUUUGUCAACUAG